AUGGCGGCUUUCUCGAUGACUCUGUCAAAUCCGAAGUCGUUCUCAGCUGCUCCACGAAGACUUUCCCAGAUCAGUACCUCCGCUCUCACAUCUACCGCUUUCCAAUUGCGGACCAGAUCUUCCUUCGAUUCCAUUUCGCUUUCGUCUUCGACUGCCUUCUCCGCCUCAUCGCUCAUCCUUCUUUCAUCUUCCACCAAAAGAAACCACCGCUGCUUCUCCGUUCAGUCGAAUGCUGAGGCUUUAACUGAACCACAGUCGAAAAUAACACAAAAGGUGUAUUUGGAUAUAAGUGUUGGAAAUCCAGUUGGAAAAUUAGCUGGGAGGAUUGUUAUUGGAUUGUAUGGCGAUGAUGUUCCCAAAACUGUGGAGAACUUCCGUGCUCUAUGCACAGGUGAGAAAGGAUUUGGCUACAAGGGUUCUACAUUCCACCGUGUCAUCAAAGAUUUCAUGAUUCAGGGAGGAGACUUUGAGAAGGGCAAUGGAACUGGAGGUAAAAGUGUGUAUGGCCCCAAAUUCAAGGAUGAGAACUUUAAGUUGUCCCAUGUUGGACCAGGAGUUCUGAGUAUGGCAAAUGCUGGCCCUAAUACUAAUGGAAGUCAGUUCUUCAUCUGCACUGUUAAGACGACAUGGUUGGACGGAAGGCAUGUGGUGUUCGGGCAAGUGAUAGAAGGAAUGGAUGUGGUGAAGCUGAUAGAGGAACAAGAGACAGACAGAGGAGACCGUCCCAGAAAGAAAGUGGUGAUCGCUGACUGUGGUCAACUUCCAAUGUCUGAAGCUUAA
This is a messenger RNA of Thlaspi arvense, 780 nucleotides long. Lineage: Eukaryota; Viridiplantae; Streptophyta; Magnoliopsida; Brassicales; Brassicaceae. The record is from the annotation of a GenBank genome assembly.